ACUCCAAAAGACCCCGGGCUUCUGACAAAACAACCCUGGCUUAAGCCCAGUAAGUCACCCCCCCGCUCCGCCACUGCUCCCUGCAAUGCAAUGAAAUAAACUAACACCAAGAGCGAAUGUAUAAUUUUAACCGCGUCGAUAUGUCGUGGUGCAGCCAGUGCUGCUCCUGCAUUAUCAUGUUUUGUUUUUUUUAAAAAACAGGCCCACCCACUGAAACGAUAAGCCUCAAAGUAAAAACAAACGCGGCGAAUGGCAUAAUCAUCAUGUUUGUAACUGAUAGCACAACCAACAGGCCUAUUAAUUAAUUGUAGAAUUUAGAUUUUAAAUCAGAAUCCACGGGCUGAUUGUUAAAGCGUACUGAUUUAAUUUAUCUCAUAUAAAUUGCAAUUACAAAGGCAGUUAAUAAAGUAAAUAAACACAAGCAUAUAUACAAAUGUAUGUAUGUUUAAAAAGUUAUUCUUGGCCGUCAUAAACAUGAAGCAGUAGUUUUGAGUAAAGGCAACUGGAACAUAUGACAUCAAAGGUUUAUUUAUUCAGAAUUAAUUAUUACGGAAAAUAUUUUUUGACAUAAAUUGAAUGUAUACCAAUCAAGUACAUUUUAUUUGACCAAAUUCAAUUACAUUUAGCGUUUGACAUGUAUGUAAGAAAACUAUAUGGAAAACUUACAUUUAAUCAAAUUACUUGAAUUCAACAUUUUGGACAUAAAUCUGUUUUGAGUGUAAAUAAAAUAUUGAAAUAGCAGUUACUAAGUUAUAUUUACAUUUUUUUCUUGUAGUUUGGUGUAAAACAAAAUAAAAGCUUUAACCUCCAGUUAAUAAGGAGUGUGAUUUGUGAGGAUAAACACUUGUUUAAUUAGAACAAAUAAAAAAUCAUCUUUACUCAAAGGAGUGAGCCAAAAUAAAAAUGUUUGGAUUAAUUCCAAAGUGGAGGUUAUUUAUAGACCCUUACCAUCCCUCAAGAGCGCAUUUCCAGUGUGGGGCAAAGCUGAAACGAUAAGAUAUUUGGCUUGUACACAAGAUGUGUUUCUUAGCAGCCAGUUAAUUCAUUAAGGCCCGUUUUUAACGUCCGAGCAUUACCAGCACGUCCAAGUUUGAGCAGUUUGAGCAGGUGAUACGAGGGUUUCACUAGCUGUCAGUUUUGUACGCUUCAGUUGGAUGCCCGUGGGAAUAUAAUUCUGAUUGUUUCGUCCUAUAUUAUAGAACCGUGAGACUUUGGUUUCGUGUUUAUCUCAUGCCAGCUGUUACAUGUCAUUUGGAAUCCUUCCAAACGCCUAUAGCAUUAUCUUGAAGGGGGGCUGGGUGUGCCUAUGUUCCACUGCAUCCAUAAAACCCCUCCGUUUGCAGCGAACACGGCAUUGAACUUGAAAAAAAAAGUCCAGAGGAAAGAUGAGUCUUUCUGCUAAGGACAAGGAGAUAGUCAAGGCCUUUUGGGCUAAAGUGUCGGGAAGGGCGGAUAACAUUGGCGGUGACGCUGUUGCCAGGAUGCUGACAGUGUACCCUCAGACCAAGACUUACUUCUCCCACUGGAAGGACCUGAGCCCCAGCUCUGCCCCAGUGAGGAAACACGGAGGAAUGGUGGCAGCUACAAUAACCGAUGCUGUGAACAAAAUCGACGACCUGGCAGGGAGUCUUCUUACCCUCAGUGAACUGCAUGCUUUCACUCUGCGAGUGGACCCUGCAAACUUCAAGAGCUUCCAUGAUGACUUUUCCAUGAGACGCAACCCUUGGAUUUGAUGUGAUGGCAGCAGCAUUGUAGAGGUUUCCAAAUCCACCGAAAUACCUCUUAGUCCAGGGGUAGACAAUCAGACACCUACGGAAACAGACAAUUUUAAAUAGCUCACAAUUAUUAAAGAAGAGUCAUAUAUAGAGUCAUAUAUAGAAUCUUGCACAUUCUUUAAGGGAGAAACAUGGUCAUACCUGGAAAAAGCUGCUUGCCCAACGACCGCAUAGUCGAUCUUGGAGAAGAUGUCCUGGAUCGCGGUGCGCUCAAAGUCUGUCCACACAACCAUUUUGCUUUGUUGAGUUUUGCACUUGUCCUGUUAGUCAGCAGCCCACCACACGCAGCUUUUAAAGGUCUGUUUCGCUCCACCCAAAGAUAUGCAGUUGGGUGGAGUAGGACAGUAGGGUGGAUAAACCGAGUUACAUGUAACGCUUUGUACUUCUUUGUUCGUGUAACUUGAAAAUCAGUCAAGAGAAAACAAGCUUUCCAGUUUAAGUCUUCGUCACAUUUGUGCCGGCUUAGUUAAUUAGUUUCAUUAUUCAUAAACGUUUUCGUUACCUGAUGUUUUCAGUAUUACAGUUUUAAAAAAUCAUUUUAAUGUUAGGGAAUCACACAGAGCUACAUUUUUAAGUUCGGGAAAUUCAGAAUAUCAUAAGAACACCUGAAUCGAGCUGACUCACAGACCAAAUCCCAGUCUCAUUUAACAGAUCUGCAGACGUUUUUUUAAUUAGCUUAAUUAACUGUAAGUAAACAUAAAUAAAGAAUUGUUUAAAGAUAAA
Haplochromis burtoni (Burton's mouthbrooder) is the source of this 2498-nucleotide messenger RNA. RefSeq names its product hemoglobin embryonic subunit alpha. The record is from RefSeq and is a predicted model, not a curated record. Gene Ontology annotation, cellular component: haptoglobin-hemoglobin complex; blood microparticle; hemoglobin complex. The transcript has 3 exons. Gene Ontology annotation, biological process: hydrogen peroxide catabolic process; oxygen transport. Gene Ontology annotation, molecular function: heme binding; haptoglobin binding; oxygen binding. Bases 1386 to 1733 code for a protein of 115 amino acids. Lineage: Eukaryota; Metazoa; Chordata; Actinopteri; Cichliformes; Cichlidae.